Messenger RNA from Macrosiphum euphorbiae (potato aphid), 1743 nucleotides. NCBI's taxonomy places the organism in Eukaryota, Metazoa, Arthropoda, Insecta, Hemiptera, Aphididae. The record is from the annotation of a GenBank genome assembly.
AUGUAUACAUACGAAAAAAAAAGGAGCGAUUACGGCAAACAAUGUCGAUUCCACAACAACGGACCCACAGUGUUGGUAAAUAUGAUGCCUGACCCCAGUCUGGAGGAGGAUUGGAUACAGAGGAAUCCAGUUGACAAGACCACCAACGAAACCAACAAGUGGUCGGAACACGAGGCCAAUACGAAACGAGUGAAGUUUGUUGAUCGAGGAAUUUUACAUGGGGAAGGCGGCUGGCCGGUCGACAUACACCUAGACGAUCCGGAACAAGUGUCUAGAUUUCGGAGGAAAGCGGAAAAGGACAAAUUGUAUUUACAAUCGGUUAAGAAAAUGUCAAUUCUCACCGAACACUUCAUAAAACAAAAUAACGCAAUAGAUAUAUUUCAACCGUACUUUACUGAACCGAAAUGUCAAGAUUUUCAAACACUAGUUCCGUCUUAUCAGACAAUGGCGGUAAUCGUAGACCCCUGCGUUCCAAAGAGACCGAUUCAAAACAUAUCUUGGUCAGUGGAGCAGAGCUCUCUGAUCGCGGUGAGUUACGCUGACAAGAAAUUCCAGAUGGCCAAUCUAGAAAACAGUCCAAACUCCUACGUAUUCGACACGGAGUUGUUUACCGUUCCAUAUUUUACAAUGGAGUCACAAUACCCGAUCACCAGGGUCGAGUUCCACCGCAGGGACGGGCAACUGCUAGCGGGAGGCUUGAUGAACGGACAGGUCGCGUUGUGGGACAUGCGAACAGGUUCCACAAACAUCGGUAUUAGUAAUAUAAGAAGUGGGCAUCGUAACUUUAUCCUUAGUCUCGAAUGGAUUCAAUCAAAGACCAACUCAGAAUUUUUGACAGGAUCCAGUGAUGGCCAAAUAAUGUGGUGGGAUACCAGAUACCUCUCAGAACCCACGGACGUAUUGCUCUUAGAUUUAUUGAAGACCGAUGUCGAAGAUGAACCGGAAUGGCUACAGUGGGGCCGGUCCCACGGAGUCACUUGCAUAGAUUACCAUUUUUCGAUUCCAAUUCGCUUCAUGAUUGGCACGAGUACUGGACACGUGUUUGAUGGCAACCGUAAGGGCAAAACGGUGUUAGAAAAAAUACCAUACACUUAUAAAUGUCAUUAUGGCCCGGUGUAUUCAGUGCGUCGAAAUCCAGCGUUUUUAAAAACAUUUUUAACUAUUGGCGAUUGGCAGGCAAAAAUAUGGUCAGAAGAGGCAAAGGAAUCUCAGACAAUGUGGACGAAGAAUUACGAUAUGAGACUAACCGAUGGCCAAUGGAGCAAUUCAAAGCCUUCAGUAUUCUAUACGGCCAGAGCCGAUGGGUUCAUGGACUGUUGGGAUGUCUUACAGCAACAACUAAAACCGAUACUUUCUAUUAAGGUGUCUGACAAUAGGUUAAAUUGUAUUAGCUGCCAUGGAGACGGAGCACUGUUAGCUAUCGGAGACGAAGGUGGUAAUACACGCGUGAUCGAAAUGAACGAUUGGUUUGUGACUCCCGGACCAUUCGAUAGAGCGCGGUUGACAGCUAUGUUUGAGCGGGAAACCAAGCGAGAAAAAUUAAUAGAAGCUAAGAUCCGUGAACAUAAAACUAAAAUGCAGAACAAAUUGCCAGACAGAGUUGAUAAUUCCAAGGCGAAAGUUGAAUUAGCGAUCAAAGAAAUUGAAAGAGAACUAGCUGAAGUCGUUGACAGAGUGUGCAACAAUCCCAUUGAUGAAAUGACUGAGAAUGAUAUAAUGGAAGAAUUUAAAACUGAAGAAUAA